Molecule: messenger RNA, 8588 nt
Organism: Manis javanica (Malayan pangolin)
Lineage: Eukaryota; Metazoa; Chordata; Mammalia; Pholidota; Manidae
Source: RefSeq, a predicted model, not a curated record
GUGCAGCCCCUAGGGCACUUACCAGACAGCCCAGAGCUGCAGCAGCCCCAUCAGCCACAGCAGUCGCUGGGGAGCAUGGCCUUGGGGGGCAGGGCCGUCCUGCUGUGCUGAGUUUCCUGGGGACCUUAGGGAGACCUGCAGCCCCCACUUGCAGGGCAAGGUAUGGUCUUCUGGGAGGAGGGCUGGCCCAGAUGUGGGAGGAAGAUCAGGACCUGGGGAGCAGGGUUCUCCAUUCAUGGAUUAGAAGAGCUCGUUGGGUGGUGACGCAAAGCCAGAUGACUCCCGUCAGAUUUGCGAGGGCCCUGCUUGCUCUGGCUCUCACCUUGCCAGGGAUGCUGUGUACAGAAGGGAAUCCCGGCAGGUCGCCGAUGGGCCGUUGCAGCCUCUUCGGAGAUGACUUCGUCAACACCUUUGAUGGGAGCAUGUACAGCUUUGCAGGCGUCUGCAGUUACCUCCUGGCUGGGGACUGCCAGAAACACUCCUUCUCGCUUAUCGGGGACUUCCAAAAUGGCAAGAGGGUGAGCCUGUCUGUGUACCUUGGGGAGUUUUUUGACAUCCAUUUGCAUAUCAAUGGUACUGCACUGCAGGGGGGCCAGAGCAUUUCCAUGCCCUAUGCCUCCCAAGGGCUGUAUCUGGAAACUGAGGCUGGCCACUAUAAGCUGUCCAGCGAGGCCUACGGCUUUGUGGCCAGGAUCGAUGGCAGCGGCAACUUUGAAGUCCUGCUAUCAGACAGGUACUUCAACAAGACCUGUGGGCUGUGUGGCAACCUCAACAUCUUUGCCGAAGAUGACUUCAGGACUCAGGAAGGGACCUUGACCUCAGACCCCUAUGACUUUGCCAACUCCUGGGCCCUGAGCAGCGGAGAACAGCGGUGCAGGCGGGCAUCACCUCCCAGCAGCCCUUGCAACGUGUCCUCAGAGGAAGUGCAGAAGGGCCCAUGGGAGCAGUGCCAGCUUCUGAAGAGUGCCUCGGUGUUCGCCCACUGCCACCCUCUGGUGGACCCUGAGCCUUUUGUGGCCCUGUGUGAGGAGACUCUGUGCACAUGUGCCCAGGGGCCGAGGUGCUCCUGCGCUGCCCUCCUGGAGUAUGCCCGGGCCUGUGCCCAGCAAGGAAUGGUGCUGCACGGCUGGGCUGACCACAGCACCUGCCGACCGGCCUGCCCUGCUGGCAUGGAGUACAAGGAGUGUGUGUCCCCUUGCGCCAGAACCUGCCAGAGCCUGCACAUCAAUGAAGUGUGUCAGGAGCAAUGUGUGGAUGGCUGCAGCUGCCCUGAGGGGUGGCUCCUGGACGAUGGCCGCUGUGUGCAGCGCGCUGAGUGUUCCUGCAUGCAUUCCGGGAAGCGGUACCCCCCAGGCGCGUCCCUCUCCCGAGACUGCAACACCUGCAUUUGCCGAAAUAGCCUGUGGGUCUGCAGCAACGAAGAGUGCCCAGGAGAGUGUCUCGUCAUAGGACAGUCCCACUUCAAGAGCUUUGACAGCAGGUACUUCACCUUCAGCGGGGUCUGCCAGUACCAGCUGGUCCGGGACUGCCGGGACCACUCCUUCUCCAUCGUCAUUGAGACCAUGCAGUGUGCUGAUGACCCGGAUGCUGUCUGUACCCGCUCUGUCACCAUCCGCCUGCCAAACCUGCACAGCAGCCUGGUGAAGCUGAAGCAUGGGGGCGGUGUGUCCAUGGAUGGACAAGAUGUCCAGAUGCCCCUUCUGCAAGGUGACCUCCGUAUCCAGCACACUGUGAUGUCCUCCGUGUGCCUCAGCUAUGGGGAGGACCUGCAGGUGGACUGGGAUGGCCGAGGGAGGCUGCUGGUGAAGCUGUCCCCUGUCUACGCCGGGAGGACCUGCGGCCUGUGUGGCAAUUACAAUGGCAACAAGGGCGAUGACUUCCUCACGCCCGCAGGCCUGGUGGAGGCCCUGGUGGAGGACUUCGGAAACGCCUGGAAGCUGCACGGGCACUGCGAAGACCUGCAGCGGCAGAGCCACGACCCGUGUCACCUCAACCCGCGCCUGACCAGGUUUGCCGAGGAGGCAUGUGCCCUCCUGACGUCCUCCAAGUUUGAGGCCUGCCACCACGCCGUGAGCCCUCUGCCCUACCUGCAGAACUGCCACUAUGACGUCUGCUCCUGUUCCGAUGGCAGGGACUGCCUCUGCAGCGCAGUGGCCAGCUACGCAGCAGCCUGUGCCUGGAGAGGCGUGCACAUUGCGUGGCGGGAGCCCAGCUUCUGUGUCUUGCAGUACAUUGCUCCCUUCAAACCCAAAGUCAACUGCACCUGCAUGUGGGAGAGUGAUUGUUACUGUGAGGACGGCUUCAUGCACUGCACCCCGAGUGGAGCCCCGGGGAGCCUGUUGCCGGACUCUGUCCUCGGCAGUCCCCUGUCUCACCGCAGCAAGAGGAGCCUGUCCUGCCGGCCGCCCAUGGUCAAGCUGGUGUGCCCUGCUGACACCCCACGGGCUGAAGGGCUGGAGUGUGCCAAAACCUGCCAGAACUACGAGCUGGAGUGCAUGAGCAUGGGCUGCGUCUCGGGCUGCCUCUGUCCCCCAGGCAUGGUCCGGCAUGAAAACCGGUGUGUGGCCCUGGAAAGGUGUCCCUGCUUCCACCAGGGCCGAGAGUAUGCCCCGGGAGACACGCUGAAAAUGGGCUGCAACACAUGUGUCUGUCGGGACAGGAAGUGGAACUGCACGGACCAUGUGUGUGAUGCCACGUGCUCUGCUAUUGGCAUGGCCCACUACCUCACCUUCGACGGGCUCAAAUAUAUGUUCCCCGGGGAGUGCCAGUAUGUUCUGGUGCAGGAUUACUGUGGCGGUAACCCUGGGACCUUUCGGAUCCUGGUGGGGAAUGAGGGGUGCAGUUACCCCUCAGUGAAGUGCAAGAAGAGGGUCACCAUCCUGGUGGAAGGAGGAGAGAUUGAACUAUUUGAUGGGGAGGUGAAUGUGAAGAAACCCAUGAAGGAUGAAACGUACUUUGAGAUUGUGGAGUCUGGCCGGUAUGUCAUUCUGCUGCUGAGCAAGGCAAUCUCUGUGGUCUGGGACCACCACCUGGGCAUCUCCGUGUCACUGAAGCAGACAUACCAGGAGCAGGUGUGUGGCCUGUGCGGGAAUUUCGAUGGCAACCAGAACAAUGACUUCACCAGCAGCAGCCUCCAAGUGGAGGAGGACCCCGUGGAUUUUGGGAAUUCCUGGAAAGUGAGCCUGCAGUGUGCGGACACCAGGAAAGAGCCGCUGGACUCAUCCCCUGCCUCUUGCCGCAACAACGUCAUGAAGCAGACGAUGGUGGAUUCUGCCUGCAGAGUCCUCACCAGUGACGCGUUCCAGGACUGCAACAAGCUGGUGGACCCUGAGCCAUUCUUGGACGUUUGCAUCUAUGACACCUGCUCCUGUGAGUCCAUUGGGGACUGUGCCUGCUUCUGUGACUCCAUUGCUGCCUAUGCCCACAUGUGUGCCCAGCAUGGCAAGGUGGUGACCUGGAGGACCGCCACAUUGUGCCCCCAGAGCUGCGAGGAGAGGAAUCUGCGGGACAAUGGGUAUGAGUGUGAGUGGCGCUAUGCCAGCUGUGCUCCUGCCUGUCCUAUCACGUGCCAGCACCCUGAGCCCCUGGUGUGCCCCGUGCAGUGUGUGGAAGGCUGCCAUGCACACUGCCCUCCUGGUAAAGUCCUGGAUGAGCUUUUGCAGAGCUGUGUGGACCCUGAGGACUGCCCCACAUGUGAGGUUGCCGGCCGGCGCUUAGCCCCAGGAAAGAAAAUCACCUUGAACCCCAGUGAUCCUGAGCACUGCCAGAUUUGUCACUGUGAUGGCAUCAACCUCACCUGUGAGGCCUGCAGGGAUCCCGGAGGCCUAGUGAUACCACCCACGGAAGGCCCCGUCAGCUUUACCACCCCGUAUGUGGAGGACACACCGGAGCCGCCGCUGCAUGAUGUGUACUGCAGCAAGCUUCUGGACUUGGUCUUCCUGCUCGACGGUUCCUCCAAGCUGUCGGAGGCUGAGUUCGAAGUGCUGAAGGUCUUUGUGGUGGACAUGAUGGAGCGCCUGCACAUCUCGCAGAAGUGGAUCCGUGUUGCCGUGGUGGAGUACCACGAUGGCUCCCACGCCUACAUCCAGCUCAAGGACCGGAAGCGGCCCUCGGAGCUGCGGCGCAUCGCCAGCCAGGUGAAGUACGCGGGCAGCGAGGUGGCCUCCACCAGCGAGGUCUUGAAGUACACGCUGUUCCAAAUCUUCGGCAAGGUCGACCGCCCCGAAGCCUCCCGCAUCGCCCUGCUCCUGAUGGCCAGCCAGGAGCCGCCGAAGUUGGCCCGGAACCUGGUCCGCUACGUGCAGGGCCUGAAGAAGAAGAAGGUCAUUGUGAUCCCGGUGGGCAUCGGGCCCCACGCCAGCCUCAAGCAGAUCCGCCUCAUUGAGAAGCAGGCCCCUGAGAACAAGGCCUUUUUGCUCAGCAGUGUGGACGAGCUGGAGCAGUGGAGGGAUGAGAUAAUCAACUACCUCUGUGAUCUUGCCCCCAAAGCUCCUGCCCCUACUCAGCACCUCCCUGUGGCACAAGUCACUAUGGGCCCAGAAGUUGUGGGGGUCUCAUCACCAGGACCCCAGAGGAAAUCCAUGGUUCUGGACGUCGUGUUUGUCCUGGAAGGGUCAGACAAAAUUGGCGAGGCCGACUUCAACAGGAGCAGGGAGUUUAUGGAGGAGGUCAUUCGGCAGAUGGAUGUGGGACAGGACGGCACCCACGUCACAGUGCUGCAGUACUCAUACAUGGUGACUGUGGAGUACAGCUUCACGGAGGCGCAGUCCAGGGAGGACGUCCUGCGGCGUGUGCGAGGGAUUCGCUUCCAGGGCGGCAACAGGACCAACACUGGGCUGGCCCUGAGGUACCUGUCUGAGCACAGCUUCCUGGCAGGCCAGGGUGACCGGGAGCAGGCACCCAACCUGGUCUACAUGGUCACAGGAAACCCCGCCUCUGAUGUGAUCACGCGGAUGCCUGGAGACAUCCAGGUGGUGCCCAUUGGAGUGGGUCCUCAUGCCAGUGUGCAGGAGCUUGAGAGGAUUGGCUGGCCAAACGCCCCCAUCCUUAUCCAGGACUUUGAGAUGCUGCCCCGAGAGGCCCCUGACCUGGUGCUGCAGAGGUGCUGCUCCGGAGAGGGGCUGCGGAUCCCCACCCUCCCCCCUGCCCCAGACUGCAGCCAGCCCCUGGAUGUGGUCCUCCUCCUGGAUGGCUCGUCUGGCUUCCCAGAUUCGUAUUUUGACGAAAUGAAGAGUUUUGCCAAGGCUUUCAUUUCAAAAGCCAACUUAGGGCCUCAGCUCACUCGGGUGUCUGUGCUCCAGUAUGGGAGCAUCACCACCAUCGAUGUGCCAUGGACGGUGGCCCAGGAGAAAGCCCAUUUACUGACCCUCGUGGACCUCAUGCAGCGGGAGGGAGGCCCCAGCCAAAUAGGGGACGCUUUGGGUUUUGCUGUGCGGUAUGUCACUUCAGAAGUCCAUGGUGCCAGGCCCGGAGCCUCAAAGGCCGUGGUCACCCUCGUCAUGGACGUCUCCACGGAUUUGGUAGAUGCAGCAGCCUAUGCCGCCAGAUCCAAUCGAGUGAUGGUGUUCCCCAUUGGAAUUGGGGACCGGUAUGAUGAGGCCCAGCUGAGGACCUUGGCGGGCCCAGCGGCCAGCUCCAAUGUGAUGAAGCUCCAGCGAAUCGAAGAUCUUCCCACCAUGGUCACCCUGGGAAAUUCCUUCCUCCACAAGCUGUGCUCUGGGUUCGUUAGAGUUUGCAUAGAUGAGGAUGGGAAUGAGAAGAUGCCUGGGGAUGUCUGGACCUUGCCAGAUCAGUGCCACACAGUGACAUGCCUGCAAGAUGGCCAGACCUUGCUGGAGAGUCAUCGAGUCAACUGCGACCGGAGCCUGAAGCCUUCAUGCCCCAACAGCCAGUCCCCUAUCAAGGUGGAAGAGACCUGCGGCUGCCGCUGGACCUGCCCCUGUGUAUGCAUGGGCAGCUCUACCCGGCACAUUGUGACCUUCGAUGGGCAGGAUUUCAAGCUGACUGGCAGCUGUUCAUACGUCUUAUUUCAAAACAAAGAGCAGGACCUGGAGGUGAUUCUCCAUAAUGGUGCCUGCAUCCCUGGGGCGAGGCAGGCCUGCAUAAAGUCCAUCGAGGUGAAGCAUAAUGGCCUUUCAGUUGAGCUCCACAGUGACAUGGAGGUGGCAGUGAAUGGGAGACUGGUGUCUGCCCCUUACUUGGGUGGGGACAUGGAAGUCAGUAUCUACGGCGCCAUCAUGCAUGAGCUUAGAUUCAACCAUCUUGGCCACAUCUUGACAUUCACUCCCCAAAACAAUGAGUUCCAGCUGCAGCUGAGCCCUAAGACCUUUGCUGCAAAGAUGUAUGGUCUCUGUGGGAUCUGUGAUGAGAACGGGGCCAAUGACUUCAUGCUGAGGGAUGGCACGGUCACCACAGACUGGAAGGCACUCGUCCAAGACUGGACCGUGCAGCAGCCGGGGCAGACAUGCCAGUCUCUGCCUGAGGAGCACUGUCCUGUCUCCAGCAGCUCCGACUGCCAGGUCCUCCUCUCGGCACUGUUUGCUGAGUGCCACAGGGUUCUUGCUCCAGCCACGUUUUACAACAUCUGCCAGCAGGACAGUUGCCACAGGGAGCAAGUGUGUGAGGUGAUUGCGUCUUAUGCCCACCUCUGCAGGACCAACGGGGUCUGCGUGGAUUGGAGGACAGCUGACUUCUGCGCAAUGUCCUGCCCACCACCCCUGGUGUACAGCCACUGUGAGCACGGCUGCCCCCGGCACUGUGAGGGCAACAUGAGCUCCUGUGGGGACCACCCCUUGGAAGGCUGCUUCUGUCCCCCGCACCAAGUCCUACUGGGAGGCAGCUGUGUCCCUGAGGAGACCUGCACCCAGUGCGUCAGUGAGGAUGGAGUCCGGCGCCAGUUCCUGGAAACCUGGGUCCUGGACCACCAGCCCUGCCAGAUCUGCAUGUGCCUCAGUGGUCGGACGGUCAAUUGCACAUCACAGCCCUGCUCCACUGCCAGAGCUCCCACAUGUGGCCCGUGCGAAGUGGCCCGUCUCCGCCAGAGCGCAGACCAGUGCUGCCCAGAGUAUGAGUGUGUGUGUGACCAGGUGAGCUGUGACCAGUCCCCGGUACCUUUCUGUGAAGGAGGUUUCCAGCUGACGCUGACCAAUCCCGGCGAGUGCAAACCCGUCUUCACCUGUGCCUGCAGGAAGGAAGAGUGCAAGAAGACACCCCCGCCCUCCUGCCCUCCGCACCGCAUGCCGGUCCUUCGGGAGACCCAGUGCUGUGACCAAUACGAGUGUGCCUGCAACUGCGUCAACUCUACAGUGAGCUGCCCACUGGGCUACCUGGCCUCGACUGUCACCAACGACUGUGGCUGCACCACGACAACCUGCUUCCCUGACAAGGUGUGCGUCCACAGAGGCACCAUCUACCCCGUGGGCCAAUUCUGGGAGGAGGGCUGUGACGUGUGCACCUGCACAGACAUGGAGGACGCGGUAAUGGGCCUGCGCGUGGCCCAGUGCUCUCAGAAGCCCUGCGAGGACAGCUGCCGGGAGGGCUUCACUUACAUCCUCCAUGAAGGUGAAUGCUGUGGGAAGUGCCUGCCGUCUGCCUGUGAGGUGGUGACUGGCUCACCACGCGGGGACUUCCAGUCUCACUGGAAGAACGUUGGCUCUUACUGGUCAUCCCCUGAAAACCCCUGCAUCGUGUAUGAGUGUGUCCGAGUGAAGGAGCAGGUCUUUGUGGAACAGCGGAAUGUCUCCUGUCCCCAGCUGGUGGUCCCCAGCUGCCCCGUGGGCUUCCAGCUAAGCUGUAAGACCUCAGAGUGUUGCCCCGCCUGUCACUGUGAGCCCGUGGAGGCCUGCGUGCUCAAUGGCACCAUCAUCGCGCCCGAAAGGAGCCUGAUGAUCGACGUGUGCACCACGUGCCACUGCACUGUCCAGGUGGGGGUCAUCUCUGGGUUCAAGCUGGAGUGCAGGAAGACCACCUGCCAGGACUGCCCCCAGGGUUACAGGGAAGAGAAGAUCCAAGGUGAUUGCUGUGGGAGGUGUCUGCCCAUGGUGUGCACCGUCCAGCUGAGAGGAGGCCAGAGCAUGACUCUGAAGCAUGGUGAGACAAUCCAGGAUGGCUGUGACAGUCACUUCUGCAAAGUCAAUGAGAGAGGGGAGUACAUCUGGGAGAAGAGGGUCACCGGCUGCCCACUCUUUGAUCAGCACAAAUGUCUGGCCGAGGGAGGGAAAGUCCUGAAAAUUCCUGGCACCUGCUGUGACACAUGUAAGUACAUUACCAACAGCUGGUCCAUCAGACUAAAUCCAGGGACUCUUCUCUGGAGUCAGCUUUAUUCUGAAAAGAUACUGCUCCAUCACUGGCCAGUCAUUCCAUUCCAUUCUGCAGGGAACUGCCAUCUCACCCUGAAUGUCCCUAGACUGUGCCCUGCUCAAAUCCCCUUUCAAAUGCCUGUGAAACAGUCUCUACACGUUUCUUCCAAACUCCUUACUCUCUCUAGUCUGUCAUCUGCCUUUUGCCUCAUAGAGGCUUUGUUUGUUUAUAGUCCUAUCAUGAGAGAACAUCUUUCUCCAACCAGAGCUUCUUGAAGAUGAGCACCCUUG